Gossypium arboreum is the source of this 879-nucleotide messenger RNA. RefSeq lists its product as uncharacterized. The record is from RefSeq and is a predicted model, not a curated record. Bases 1 to 879 code for a protein of 292 amino acids. Gene Ontology annotation, molecular function: nucleic acid binding; RNA-DNA hybrid ribonuclease activity. The transcript has 2 exons. NCBI's taxonomy places the organism in Eukaryota, Viridiplantae, Streptophyta, Magnoliopsida, Malvales, Malvaceae.
AUGGGACCUCACCGUUUAUUCUGGAAAAUGAUCUGGAAGCUCAAAAUCAUUCCAAAGAUUUGUAUUUUUGCUUGGAGAGUGGGUCAUGAAAUUCUGCCUACAAAUUCAAAAAUUGCGACCAUUCAACCUUCAUUGAAUCCGGCUUGCCAGCGUUGUGGGACUGAAACGCUCAUUCAUGCGUUAAAGGACUGCCCAACUGCGAGGGAGACACUGAAAUGUGGAGGUUUUGACGAUAGAUUGAACUCAUGGAAUAACAGAAAGAACUUUACAUUUCGUGGUAAAGAGGAGGAUGCAAGUACUAAAUGGACUAGAGCUUUGACGUUAAGCAACGAUUUCAAGAUCCAUAACUUAAGCGAAAAACCAAUGCUCCCUUAUCAACCUAUUGGUCGUAAAUGGAUAAAACCGCCACGAGAGAUGAUGAAAAUAAAUGUAGAUGUUGCCAUUGAAGAGGGGAAAAUGGGGUUGGGUGUGAUUAUCAAGGAUGAAGAUGGUUUUGUUUUGGGAGGGUAUGGUUGCGUUAAAGAUUUGACAUUUAAUAGUGAGUGGGCAGAAAUGAUGACUAUUGAGGAAGGAGUCAGCCUGGCAAAAAGCUUGAAUUUGAAAAGGGUUCAAUUCGAGUCUGACAGUUCAAACAUAGUGAAUAAAAUUAAUAGAAGGGAUCAGGAUAUAAGGUUUCUGGGUCAGCGAGCUAAAGCCAUUUAUAAGAAGCUGAGGUCCUUUGAGGAAGCUGUCAUCAAGUGGGCGCCUAGAUCCAGCAAUAAGAUUGCUGAUUUUAUUUGCAAUUUUGUGUUAAGUAAUAAUUGUAUUUGGAAUUUCGAUGUGAAUUAUUCAAAAGAGAUUCACGAUCUUGUAAUUCUGGAUGCUAUUAAUGAAAGCUAG